Messenger RNA from Sphaeroforma arctica JP610, 2387 nucleotides. RefSeq lists its product as hypothetical. Gene Ontology annotation, cellular component: endoplasmic reticulum. Gene Ontology annotation, biological process: endoplasmic reticulum membrane fusion. NCBI's taxonomy places the organism in Eukaryota, Ichthyosporea, Ichthyophonida. Bases 64 to 2094 code for a protein of 676 amino acids. Gene Ontology annotation, molecular function: GTP binding; GTPase activity. The transcript is spliced from 13 exons. The record is from RefSeq and is a predicted model, not a curated record.
CAGCUAUACUUGUCUUACAUUGCGGACGAGUGUUAGCACUCAGAGAGAGAUAAGACUAUUACGAUGGCUGACCCUACAACCACAGCACCUUCUGCUGAAGAGGUGGUAGCCUCGACAAACACAACACCGGAAACAUUGGAUUUAGUGCAGAUUGUACAAGAGGACUACUCGUUCAAUCCCACUUGUAAAGAUCAGAUGGAAAAAUUCUCGGGCAACUUCUACGCGUCUGGGUUGGAUUAUAAUGUUGUUUCAAUUCUGGGGCCCCAGUCUGGGGGGAAAAGCACGUUGCUCAAUCUCUUGUUCAACGUUAACUUUAAGGUGAUGGAUGAGGAGCAUCGGCAACAGACCACCAAAGGACUGUGGCUUGCCCAUGAUGACAAUUCAAAGUCACUCAUCAUGGACGUCGAAGGCUCAGACUCUCGCGAACGUGGCGAAAACCACAUCAAAUUUGAGCGCAAAAGUGCCCUGUUUUCCCUUGCCAUCUCGGAAGUGCUGAUUAUCAAUAUGUGGACCAACGAUGUAGGCCGAUACCAGGCCGCCAACUACGAGACAUUGCGCACAGUGUUUGAGAUUCACUUGAAGCUGUUCUAUACGGAGGGCUCCCCAAAGACUCUGCUGUUGUUCAUCCUCCGUGACCACCAGUCAACUCCCUUGGUUAACCUGUCGAACAUUUUGCGCAAGGAUAUGGAUGAUAUGUGGGUCAAAUUAGACAAGCCGGAGAACCUCAAAGACACCAAGUUCAGCGACUUCUUCGACGCGGAGUUCACAUCUCUUCCGAACUAUGUAUUCCAGAAAGACGCGUUUAUGGACCAGGUGUCCACCCUAUCCAAGCGCUUCACGGACAAUAGCAGAGAGGACUAUCUCUACAAACCUGUCUACAGUAAGCAGGUUCCGGCCGAUGGAUUUCCAGAGUACUCUGGGCGUAUCUGGGAGACCAUUCUGGCCGAGAGAGACCUCGACCUGCCAUCGGUGAAGGAAAUGCUGGCGCGUGUCCGAUGCGACGAGAUUGCACAGGCUGUGAUGGCUAGUACCCGCAAGGAGUUUGAAUCUUAUAAGCGGGCGCUGAGUGACGGGGAAGUGGUGAAAGAUCUGGGAACACUGAUAGCUGAGAGGGUGAGUACAUCACUACAGACGUUUAAGGAGAAAGGUUCCAUCUACCAUGAGCCAACGUACCUGGAGAGACGCGAACAACUCAUUAUGUCGAUGGACGAGUACUUCUCGGAAUUGAAAGACGCAUAUGCUCGUAAUGUUGUUAUUGCUCAGACGCGUACCAUCGAGGAACAUUUUCAAGCAGAACUCACGCCGCUUCUGGCCUCAGGGCGUCAUGACAUGUGGACGGAGAUUGGACAAGUAUACACUGACACGCUUUUAAAGGGCCAGGCCGAUAUCAACCAACAGUUCGCAGAAAUGGGCUUCUCAGAAGAUUUCACAGCUGCCACACUGCAAAAGUUCAACACGCACACAGUCGAGCUGGCCGAGAAGCAAAUAAAACACUCUACACACGGAUUGAAAGAAACAGCUGUCAAGAGAUUCGAGAAGAACUUCAAGUACGACGAGAACAAAAUACCGAGGGAGUGGGGCAAGGAUGAUAACGUACCCGAAGCGUACACGAAUGCAAGGAAUAAAGUUGUAGACUUCAUCGGAUUAUUUACAACGAUGACCCUGCCUCAGGUUGAGGGGUCGUUGGAGGCCACGAAUGUACAGCUGCUGAAGCCGACACAGGUGGAUGCGUUGCAAGAGAGCAUAGACGAGCUCAUCAAGCCCAUUUACGAGGACGCUCUCCGUACACAGAAGCGCACCACAUCAGGUGCUCCGCCCGUGUGGUUGAUUGUGGUCUUCCUGGUGCUGGGCUUCAACGAGUUCAUGGCCUUCCUUGACUUUGUGACCACGCCUUCUAACAUGGUCUUCGUGCUGUUUGCGGUGUCCAUGGCCGGAACUGUAUACGCGCUUCAUCAUCUAGGACUAAUGGGACCUGCCGAGUCCGUUGCGAGGAAGGCGGUUGAGGAAGUGUCGAACCAAGCCCAGGACGGGCUGCUCAUGUUGACUGAGAAGCUGCAGGAUGCUUCCGCGAAACGGCGUAAAAAGGAGGAAUGAAGGAGUUCAACAUCACUACUGUAGUUUCGAUUUUCUGGGAUUGCGCGCUUUGGCCGAUGAUCCAGAAUGUCCCGACUAUGCUGUGUUGUGCUGUGUAUUAGUAAGACACAAAAGAUUGCGAACGAAUGGAGGGAAGAUGGGAGUCGGAACGAUGCAAGUUAAGACAAUAAACAUCGGAGCUGCAGUAGAAAUGGGCAAUCUGUUUUAAUUUUAUUGUUAAUUGUUGUGUAUCUGUAGCGUAGCUGCGAGCUUGCCAUUCCCAAAUCUACCACUUGAGUGCAAAUUGAUUAGAU